Messenger RNA from Scylla paramamosain (green mud crab), 1220 nucleotides. RefSeq lists its product as uncharacterized. The transcript has 5 exons. The record is from RefSeq and is a predicted model, not a curated record. The coding region runs from base 741 to 1211 and encodes 156 amino acids. NCBI's taxonomy places the organism in Eukaryota, Metazoa, Arthropoda, Malacostraca, Decapoda, Portunidae.
UCCUUUCUUCUGCACCUUUAUAAUAUCUCCAUUGGUCUUCCGUACCGAAAUUCUUUUCACUUAGUGUUCAGAACCUACGUAGAUUUCUUUUCUCCUCAAUCUCAAGCAAUGUGUCUCUAAAUGUUGGCGCAUGUGAAAAGAGACGGAGGAAGGACCCGCUUCACUUAAACGCAAAUCACUCCGAGAAGCUUCUUCGUUAUAGAAGACUUGUAUUGGGCUGUGUUGUCUAGAUACGUCAGGGUGUUGGAGUUGCGUGUAUCUAUAUUUUUUGUAACACUUAUUCUUUCACCAGGAGUGUUUUCCAAGGCCACAGAUAGUCAGGUUCUCAAGGAUGUUUUUCCCACCGAUGAUACAGAACCUUUGUUAAACUAUCACUACAAUCACGAAAUCACACUUGGAAACGUGAACAACUUCCUCUGCAGGUUGUUAAACGAUCACUAGAGUCAUUAAGUGUAACAGGAGUAGAAGAUAAAUCGUAAGUGGCGUAAUGGCCGCAAUAUUUACUAGUAUAAUCUUUCCCCACAUCAAAUAACUUCAUGGAUUCUUAUAAUGGAGUUAAGAACAAAAGCGGAGGAAUACAUGGGUAGCACUAGUUUGUCAGGCGGAAUCACAUACCCAUAUCCCUUCCCUCGAGCCCCUUUCCCCUUCACAGGUUCACUUUCCCUCAGUGACCUGUGGACUUUGGUGGUGGAAGGAAAUCUGGUGCUGGCAGUCACGUGGCUAUUGUACCCGCAUUGGAGAUGCAGGGAAGGGGCGGUGGAGGGCGCCCAGACACCCCUUGGCUCUGCAGCUGUUGGCGAGAGGGCGCGGUGAGGUGUUACUCAGGUGGUGAGAGUUACGAUGCUGAUGUGGCCAUGGAGAGGGAAGCAGUGCUAGGACACCAUGUUGGAUCACCCAGUGUUUGGUGGGUGUGGUGGAGUGCCUGGGUGCAGGUCACACCCUGCAGCUCAUGGGACACAACACAGGCUGCAGGAAGGCUGCAUCUCUCAGUGUGUUGGGUGUGUCCUUAUAGAGGCUUUAUGUACAGAGUUACCCUGAAGGAGCAGCAUUCCACCUCCGCCCACACUCACUGGCCCCCACAGGAACACAAGACUCCCAGACUCAGCCUUGUGCUGCUAAGACACACGGACAUACGAAGCCUGACACUGCUGCUGCUGCCAUCUCUGCUGCUGCUGCUGCCGCCGCUGCCUUGCUGGGAGCAGCCGUGCUAAAGUAAUCUA